Molecule: messenger RNA, 477 nt
Organism: Cajanus cajan (pigeon pea)
Lineage: Eukaryota; Viridiplantae; Streptophyta; Magnoliopsida; Fabales; Fabaceae
Source: RefSeq, a predicted model, not a curated record
AUGGCUCCUCCUGACCAGCCACAUAUUCCUUCCAUGGCUCCUCUUGAACAGCCGUAUAUUCCUCCCAUGGCUCCUCCUGAGCAGACGCUUGCACCUACUCAACGACCACGUGUAGGUCGUGAGUCAAGUAGGGUAUGGACUGUACAAGUCAUAGAUGAGCAAGGAAAUACAAAAAAGACUAAGUUGACAAAAUCAGGAGUAUUUGAGAUGCCACGUGGUGAACGUAUAGUUGUGCCAUUUGAUAGGCAAAAACGAGCCUAUGGAGAAGCAGCGACACUUCUUUUAGGAGCUUGUGGGCGUAUUUCCACUGAUUCAAAAAAUAUUCCCAUUAACUUUGAGAGUUGGAUAAAAGUUCCAAAAUCAUAUAAGGAUGAUUGCUUUAACACUUUAAAGAAUCUAUUUCAUUUUCAGGCUUCAGAAUUGAUUGCUAAGCGUUAUUGUUCACUUUCCAUGUCAAGUAUAGGAAUGCAAAGAUGA